UGAGCAGUGUAUCGGUACGGUAUCACGUUUAGAGAAAAGUGGUGUUGUUGGUUUUCUUGAAUUAUUUUGAUAGCAAGUUUAUUGUCUGUGGGUAUAUUUCUGUGUGUUGCUUCGUGCUUUAAUUCCCUUGGUGUUCUUGAACUUAUUAAGAGUAAAAACACUAUACUCUCUUCCACUUAACACCAUUGCCUUUCUUAAUGUGAAACUUUUCGAUUUUCACCUUGAAGUUCGAAAAAUGGAAGACAUCACAAUAAAAUCAGAAUUCAGCGAUGAAAUGCAAAUAAAUGAAAGCUCCUUGAACUAUGAUUCAAGCGAAAACCCUGAAAUUAAAAUAAAGGAUGAAAAUUAUGAUGAAACUGAUGAAUAUGAAAUGGAACACCAAAGAGAAAUAAUGGACCACUUAAAUGCUGCUGGCAUUCAAAUGGAAGCCCAAAAUAACAUCCAGCAAUAUAAUUCAGCCGGUGAUGAUGGAAGUGAAACUGCAAAUUCAUAUUCAGGAGGAAGCAAAAAUCUCAUUAAAUUAUCAAAAGUUAGGGACGGCAGCAAUGUGAGGUUUGAAUUUACUGCUGGAUACCGGCGAAAUAGUGUUCUUAUAUAUUUGGUCGAUGAAAAACAAUUAUUCACAAAAAAAUACUCCCAUAAUCAUAUGGACCGUUAUACGUGUUAUACAAAAUCAUGCAAAGCAAGUUUAUUAUUCGAUACUUAUUUGAAUAAAAUUGUUAAAUUAUAUCACACGUUUCACUUGCAUCCUGAUCAAUCGGACGUUUAUAAGAAAAUGAAAGUCCUAAAUGAAAUGAAAGAUUAUUGUUUGACAAAUGAUGGAUCAAAUUUAACUACGAAACAGAUCUUCGAUCGGAAGUGUGAUGUCAUGAAGGAAGCUGCUCAUUUAGUGGAGUACAAUAAGAUUAAGAGAAAUUUAAAUAGACUGAAGAAAAGUGCUAUGCAAAAACCUAUAAGUAAUUGUAGUAGUUUUGAGGAUAUGAUGCAUGGGAUGAAUGAUUUUGCGGACGAUAGAAAUAAUUCGGCUUCGAAGUGGGAUACAAAAGACCGGAUACCUCCAGCAAGAGUCCCAUCACCCCCAGUGUCAUCAGAUGGAGAUUCAAAAGAAGCUUCAAACGCAGCACCAUCAGCUCCAUCAGCUCCAAAUUUUACUGUUCAAAUACCAGCAAAAAAGUCCCAAACCCAACCGCCGCCGUUCAAAAAGAUCAAACUUACCCAUCAGGAACAUGAUGCACCAUUCACCGAGGGUUAUCUAGAAGAUGCAGUUCCUUCAUUUCAAUUGAAAACUUCAAACAUCAGAAAAUCUCCACCUCCACGACCAAAUCCCCGUAUUUACCAGGACGAAGGAAGUCACAUUUGUUCUUCAUGUCCAUGUGUAGCGGCCCAAGAAAAUGAAUAUGAUAAAAUUGGCAAAGCAUGGGCGUCCGAAUUGAAAUUAAUGUCUAAGGAACAGCAGAUAUUUGCUAAGCGUGCAAUUGCCGAAAUUAUAUUCGAGGGACAGUUGGGUGGUUUAAGCCGACAUUCUGUACUAAUACGUCAAGAUAAUCCAACAAAUGAAGGUGAACCAUUUGUAAUCCAUGAAAAUGCGGAGUUUUUAUUUGAAAAAUCUUCACAACAUUCAACCGGGGUUUGAAUUAAAAUAUUCAAUGACAAUAAAUGUACAUUUGUAUGUAACUUUCUUCUUCCUAAGUAAAAAUAUUUGUGAAUUAUCUAUUUUGUAAAUAAAACAAAAUAAUUAGUUGAA
This is a messenger RNA of Eupeodes corollae, 1744 nucleotides long. RefSeq lists its product as uncharacterized. The coding region runs from base 236 to 1633 and encodes 465 amino acids. The record is from RefSeq and is a predicted model, not a curated record. The transcript is spliced from 2 exons. NCBI's taxonomy places the organism in Eukaryota, Metazoa, Arthropoda, Insecta, Diptera, Syrphidae.